AUGGUGGGGAUAUUAAAUCUUACAUUCUUAAACUUAAUAAUUUAUUUUUAGACUGAUAUAUCUAUCUAAAAAAAUAUUGAAGUACAGCAGAUAAAUAGAGAAGUUAAAUUACGAAUAAAUUAGAGUACUAAUGAGUUAUUUGGUUAUUUUUUAAGUAUAAAUAGAGAAUGA
This is a messenger RNA of Tetrahymena thermophila SB210, 171 nucleotides long. RefSeq lists its product as hypothetical. The record is from RefSeq and is a predicted model, not a curated record. The transcript is spliced from 2 exons. NCBI's taxonomy places the organism in Eukaryota, Ciliophora, Oligohymenophorea, Hymenostomatida, Tetrahymenidae.